UUCAAAGCUCCCACGCCGGCUUCUGUUAUUCCUUCUGCCGGCUUUUCCCGGGGAUUUUUUUUGAUUUUUCCAUGGAAUUUUUCCCAGAUUUUUUUGGGAUCAUUCCCUGUUUUCCCCAGAUUUGCUGUGCCGGGCCCUGGGCAGCUCCCGGCGCUGUGGGCCGGGCUGGCGCUCCCACGCUGGCUCCUGUUAUUCCUUCUCGGGGUUCGCGCUAGCUGGGGCCGCGCCCGCGCUGCCUGCGAGGACCUGGGGGCGCAGCUGGCCGUGGUCAGCGACGAGGCCGAGCAGCUAUUCCUGGUGCAGAACAGCAACCGCAGCAGCUCCUACUGGCUGGGGGUGACGGACGCAGAGGAGGGGAAAUGGCGCUGGGCCAACGGCGAGGAGCCGCAGAUUGGGUUUUGGGACGUGUGGCUGCAGGAGGAGCAGCAGGAUCUGAAGGAUUGCGGCACCCUGGGGCCCAACGGGCGCUGGGCGAGCGCGGCCUGCGCGGAGCCGCUGCGCUGGGGCUGUGAGAGGCCCGGACACUGCUGAAAAUCCCUUCUUUUCACCCAAAAAUUCCCCCC
Taeniopygia guttata (zebra finch) is the source of this 563-nucleotide messenger RNA. The record is from RefSeq and is a predicted model, not a curated record. NCBI's taxonomy places the organism in Eukaryota, Metazoa, Chordata, Aves, Passeriformes, Estrildidae.